AUGGCUUCUCCUGCUCUUCGCAAUGUUGCCUCGAAUUGCCGUAAAAUCAUGUGCAUUGGCAGAAACUACAUGGACCACAUCACCGAGUUGGGUAACAAGAAGCCAGCAAACCCCUUCUUUUUCCUGAAGCCUCCAUCAUCCAUCCUUCUCAAGGGCGAUGGUCCUGUUCUGCGUCCCAGAGGUGUCAAUGUGCACUACGAGGUCGAACUAGGUCUCGUCAUGGGUCGCAAGGUCAGGGAUCUUGACCCCAACGACACCCAGGCUGCUCUAGACUCCAUCGAAAGUUAUCUUCUCACCAUUGACAUGACUGGCCGUAACGUCCAAGAAGAAGCAAAGAAGAAGGGUCUUCCUUGGAGCAUCGCAAAAGGCUUCGACACAUUCCUCCCCAUCGCUGGUCCCAUCGCCAAGUCCAAGAUCCCCGACCCUCACAACAUUGAGUUGUUCUUAAGCGUCAACGGUGAGAUGAAGCAGAACGACAACACCAACCUCAUGCUCUUCCAGAUCCCCAGGCAAUUGGCCGACAUCAGCAGAGUCAUGACCCUCGAGAAGGGCGACAUCAUCUUGACUGGUACCCCCAAGGGUGUGGGCUCUGUAAAGACAGGCGACGUUAUCAGAGCUGGCAUGCGCAUUGACGGCAAGGAAGUUGAGGAAGCUAACAUUGAGGUCGAGGUCAAGGAUCGCGACGGUCCUUAUGAGUUCAGCGAGACCUGA
Messenger RNA from Aureobasidium namibiae CBS 147.97, 711 nucleotides. RefSeq lists its product as uncharacterized. The coding region runs from base 1 to 711 and encodes 236 amino acids. The transcript is spliced from 3 exons. Gene Ontology annotation, molecular function: acetylpyruvate hydrolase activity. Gene Ontology annotation, cellular component: mitochondrion. The record is from RefSeq and is a predicted model, not a curated record. NCBI's taxonomy places the organism in Eukaryota, Fungi, Ascomycota, Dothideomycetes, Dothideales, Saccotheciaceae.